This is a messenger RNA of Suncus etruscus (white-toothed pygmy shrew), 2457 nucleotides long. RefSeq names its product RNA binding motif protein 23 (gene RBM23). Gene Ontology annotation, biological process: mRNA processing. The record is from RefSeq and is a predicted model, not a curated record. NCBI's taxonomy places the organism in Eukaryota, Metazoa, Chordata, Mammalia, Eulipotyphla, Soricidae. Gene Ontology annotation, molecular function: RNA binding. Gene Ontology annotation, cellular component: nucleus. The transcript is spliced from 14 exons. The coding region runs from base 156 to 1538 and encodes 460 amino acids.
CGCCAUUUUGCGCGAGUAGGAGCCGCCGUGGCUGCGGUGCCGCCUUGCCAGUCUAGACUCUGAAAGAAAAAGAGCCGCGCGUCGCGUCCCCAACACACGCCAAGGAGCGACCGAACCGGAGUUCCCGCCAGCGGGGACCCGGAACCGAUCUCACCAUGGCAUCCGAUGACUUCGAUAUAGUGAUUGAGGCCAUGUUGGAAGCCCCCUAUAAAAGGGAGGAGGUAAUAUCUCAUUUUAAUUUUUUUACAAAGGAUGAUGCUAGCAACACCGCCAGCAGCACCAGCAAUAGUGGCAAUGGAACCAGUGGAAGCAGUGCCAGUGGAGAGGCAAGCAAGAAAAAGAGGAGUCGGAGCCAUAGUAAAAGCAGGGAUAGAAAGCGCAGUCGAGACCGGGAUAGACAUCGGGGGAGAAACAGUCGGAGCAGAAGUCGAGAUAGAGAUAGAGAUAGAGAUCGAGAUCGAGAUCGCCAGCGGCGUCACCGUAGUAGGAGCUGGGAUCGGCGACGGAGUAGUGAGACACGAAGUUGGGACCGGAGGCGUGAAGAUCGUGUGCAUUAUAGGAGUCCGCCAUUUGCUCCUGGGCGAAGGUUUGGGCACAGUAAAAGUCCUCAUUUCCGAGAGAAAAGUCCUGUCAGGGAGCCAGUUGAUAAUCUGAGUCCUGAAGAGCGUGAUGCCCGCACAGUUUUCUGUAUGCAGUUAGCUGCUCGCAUUCGCCCUCGGGACCUGGAGGAUUUUUUCUCUGCAGUUGGCAAGGUUCGUGAUGUACGUAUCAUCUCAGAUCGGAACUCACGCCGCUCAAAGGGUAUUGCUUAUGUAGAAUUCUGUGAAAUUCAGUCUGUGCCCCUGGCCAUUGGGCUGACCGGCCAGCGGCUCUUGGGAGUCCCUAUUAUUGUACAGGCUUCACAGGCUGAGAAAAACCGGCUGGCAGCUAUGGCCAACAAUCUGCAGAAAGGCAGUGGUGGACCAACACGCCUCUGUGUGGGGUCUCUGCACUUCAAUAUCACAGAGGACAUGCUCCGGGGCAUCUUUGAGCCCUUUGGCAAAAUUGAAAACAUUGUCUUGAUGAAGGAUUCGGAUACAGGCCGCUCUAAAGGUUAUGGUUUCAUUACAUUCUCUGAUGCUGAAUGUGCCCGGCGGGCGCUGGAACAGUUGAAUGGCUUUGAACUUGCCGGUCGACCCAUGAGGGUUGGCCAUGUGACAGAACGAUCAGAUGGCAGCACAGACAUCACUUUUCCUGAUGGAGAUCAGGAACUGGAUCUGGGAUCAGCCAAUGGACGUUUGCAGCUCAUGGCCAAACUAGCAGAAGGUUCUGGAAUCCAGUUGCCAACAACAGCAGUUGCCGCUGCAGCUGCUCAGGCUGCUGCUGCUCAGGCCGCUGCCUCCCAGGCUGCUGCCUUACAACUGAAUGGAGCAGUUCCCUUGGGAGCUCUGAACCCAGCAGCUCUGACUGCUCUGAGUCCAGCUCUGAAUCUUGCCUCCCAGGCCAUUGCUUCCCAAUGCUUCCAGCUUUCCAGCCUUUUUACAUCCCAGACUAUGUAAAUCAGUGGCACAUUUUACUGCCUUCCUGAGCCUCUGGGUCCCGCUAAUUCGUUCUCCAAAUCUACCCUUCCAUGGCCCCUUCCUUAUUUUGUGGACCAACCCAUCGUGGACAUUGAUUCCGUAGGAAUUGGAGCUACCUUUAGGCACCAAGAAGAGCUCUUCCCACUGACCCUACUGAGAAUAGACUCUACUGAACCAAAGCCACUAGUCAAAGAGAAGAGAAUCUAUGCUGACAUCUGAUAGCUGUCUCUCAAACUAAAGGAUUGAUUUAAACUUCUCUGCUCCUCUACCUUAAUCCAACAAUAUAUCAAGGAAUACCCCUUAAGAUUUCUGGUCCAAGAGGACUUUGGAAUUUGGAGGGUGAACUCUGAAGGUGCUGGCUUCUACUGCAAGGGCCCUAGAAGGUAGUAAGGACAUAUGCGUUGUGACGCUUGCCUUAGGCCUCAACUUGGGGCCAGAACUAUUACUGUGGGCUCUCAGUACCUUGCUGGAAGGUAUGGGAUUGAACUACUGCCAGGCAUUUAAGGUGUUUUAAGGGCAUUCCGGAGUUAAGUGAAAGGUGGAACACCUUUCCAGUAUCUCUCAUCUUUGUAUAGUUCUUCCUUUGUGUAUAUCUUCCAAGAGAAAGAUAUAGGGAAUGCUACUCUUCACUAUUUCCUAUGUGCCUCUAUUGUGGGUUCAACCCUAGUUGUUAAAACUGCACCUGUCCCCUAUCUGGGUACAUGUGAGCCCUUCUCACUGAAUUUUAUACCCUUGUGUCUGUACAUAAUAUAUAUGAACUUUGUACAAAGGGCAGGCCCCACUGUGUCUCAACUGCUGUCCAUAUGUGUGUGGUUUUCUUCGGUUGGCGUGUCUGUCUGAUGUCAGCUUCUGAGCCAAAACCAUGAAUUAUUCUAGGGGUAUAAAAUAUUUGUAAUGC